AGCUUUAUCGAGAGAGAAACUCACUCUCUUUCAUGCCCUCUGACACCCCCAUCUUCUCCAUGCCACAAGAAAACACUAUAUCUUUUAGCAUUAUAUGCUGCCACGCCAUUUAACUCUACAUGCAUUAACAUAAUGCAGAACGGUCCUCUCUUUCCUUUUCUUUCCUAACUGCAUGGACUUACUCAGUUUUCAGGCCUCGGAAUUUUCUCCCCUUUCCUUUCAUUUAUAUCACCCAGCAUUCUGCAUUUAAUAUACCAACAACCUUAUACAGAGAAGAGCCUAUAAUCUAGCCAGCUAGGCAUUAUAUUUAAGAGCUAACUUCGCUUUUGCUCUUUGUAGCUAGUUAAUUUGUUCUUCAAUUCAAUGGGAAAACCCGGGGGGAACUCCUGGUUCACUGCAGUGAAGCGGGCCUUUAGGUCUCCUACAAAGGAGAAUGAAAAGAAGAGCAGUAAGAGGAGAGAAGAUCAUGAACAAGAGGAGGAAGAAAAGAAAAGAGGAAAAAGAAGAUGGAUUUUGAAGAAGAGUACAACUCAGGAAGCGAAUAUACAACAACAUCAUCGUGAAGGGAGGACCAUAACAGUUACUGCUAAUAAUACUAAAGCAAACGGUACUAAUGCGGUUAACUCAGCCGUACUGAAGAGUGCUGUUAAUCCUGAAGCUGCUAAUGCAGAGCAAAGACACGCCAUUGCGGUUGCCAUAGCCACCACAGCAGCCGCUCAAGCGGCAGUAGCAACAGCACAAGCUGCGGUAGAAGUUGUUCGUCUCACAAGGCCUACCAUUUUUGUCAGAGAACACUUGGCUGCCAUUGUUAUUCAGACUGCUUUCAGGGGUUAUCUGGCGAGGAGAGCUCUCCGGGCACUGAAGGGGCUGGUGAAGCUGCAAGCCCUAGUGAGAGGCUACAAUGUUAGAAAACGAGCAAAUGUGACUCUGAGGUGCAUGGAAGCCCUGGUUAGAGUGCAAGCCCGCGUGCGUGACCAACGUAAGAGGUUUUCUUCUCAUGAAGACAGUGCAGGUUCCAUGUCAGGUGACACAAACAACAGCUUCUGGGUUUCACAUCUUACAGAUAGAAAAUCCAUUUCUAGAGAUGAAAGUAGCAGACUAGAUGAUUGGAUCCAGUGGGAUAACAACCCAAAAACUCUGGAGGAGAUUCAAGUCAUGUUGCAGAAAACAAAGGAAGCUACCAUGAAAAGAGAAACUUCCCUUGCUCAUGCCUUCUCCCAACAGAUAUGGGGAAAUGACAGAGACCUGCAGGGUGAAAGUGAGGAAGAGCUAGAUGAGAAACCUCGAUGGGUUGAUAGGUGGACAACAAGGAAGCAAUGGGAGAGCAGAGGAAGAAUUUCUUGUGAUAAUUAUCAAAGAGAACCCAUAAAAACUGUUGAAAUUGACACAUCCAGACCUUACUCUUUCUCAGCCUCCAAUUCUCAUAAGCCAAACCAUCUGCAUCACUACCAACAGUAUCAACAACAAAGGCCUAGCUCAUAUUCGGCCGUCUCUCCCCUCCACAAAGCCACACCAUCUCCAUCAAGAGUAAAGGCUCCUCUUCAAGUGAAUUCUGCCAGCCCUCGGUGCCUCAGAGAAGAUAGAAGCCACCCAACACCUCAAACUCCAAGCCUAGUAUCCUCCUACAACCACAGAAUAAGUAGUGUUGCUGGAGCUGCUGCAGCACUUCCAAAUUACAUGACUGCCACAGCAUCUGCUAAGGCUCGGCUCCGGUCACUAAGUGCACCAAAGCAGAGACCUUCAACCCAUGAGAAGGAAAAGGUGGGUUCUGCUGCCAAGAAACGCUUGUCAUUUCCAGCUCCUGAACCAUGCAUUAGUGAUGGCAAUAAUGAUCGCAUUUAUGAAUAUAACAUGGGGAGUCCAAGAUACAAGAGCUGCAGCCGUGGAGGAGGACAUUUUGGCAUGGAGCAGAGGUCAAAUAUCUCUUCUUGUUGUACUGAUAGCAUUGGGGAAGAAGCCUUUCCACCCUCCACCAUUGAUCUUAGAAAGUGGUUGAGGUAAGCCCCCAACCAAAAAGUGCUACAUUGCUGAGGGUGAAUUGAUGUAAACUUCUAUCGGAAAUUGAAAAUUGAAUGCAGAAAUAAUGUGAAUCAAUGGUGACAUUUUCAAGAGAAGGUUGUUAAUUUGAGCAUGCUCACCCAGCAGAGAUGUCAUUAACUCACAAUCAUCAAAGGGGUCAUGAAGCAACACCUUUGGAACCAUUUUAAUAACAAAAAUAAAAACCCUACAUCAGU
Molecule: messenger RNA, 2234 nt
Organism: Rubroshorea leprosula
Lineage: Eukaryota; Viridiplantae; Streptophyta; Magnoliopsida; Malvales; Dipterocarpaceae
Source: the annotation of a GenBank genome assembly